This is a messenger RNA of Plasmopara halstedii, 1680 nucleotides long. Its product is annotated as START-like domain. The record is from RefSeq and is a predicted model, not a curated record. The transcript has a single exon. NCBI's taxonomy places the organism in Eukaryota, Oomycota, Peronosporomycetes, Peronosporales, Peronosporaceae. The coding region runs from base 1 to 1680 and encodes 559 amino acids.
AUGCCUCCGAGUCCAGAUGCCAGUAGUUAUACCCAUGGCGACGAGAUGCCAUUAUGCAAACGGGUGCCUCCGGGGUAUUUUGGUGGUGUUCAAAUUUCUGCCCUUAAGCGCCAAGAGUUAAACCAAAUUGUACAACGACGAUUAAAGACUCUACUAGCAGACGAUAAGAGCCACACAGACCAACAACAAGAAGCAAAGUGGAAGAUAUUUCGUUGCGCAGGAGAUUUGAAAGUAUAUCAGCGACGUCUUCGCGGGAGAUGGAGACAUGAAGCGGCAGCUGAAGAAGAGAUACCCGAAGCAGCCUUAGCAGUGGAACGAGGCUUUCCGAGUAUGAGGGUAGAGGGGACUGUGCAGGGUAGUGUUGAAAACAUACUCUAUGGAUUUAGUGCUAAUACUCAAGCGGAUUUGUUGACGGGGUUGUCAUUUACAUCUCCCUUGGUUGAUGCGGCCUUAUUAAAUGUCGUGGAGAAAUCGACAGAGGAAGAUCCGUUACGCUCGGCAGAGGUGAUUUGGCUGCUGACUAAGCUUCCUAUCUUACAUGCACGAGAUUUUUGCUACCUUAAAGCAACGGGUUCGGGGAUUGAUCGAAAGGGGAGACGGUAUGGUUACAUGGUCCUCCAUUCUGUAAAUCUUCCUGAAUGUCCACCAUUUGACUAUAGCCAAACGAAAACACUUCGUGCCAAGAUGUUCUGCUCGUAUUUGUUUCGAGAGACAUCACCAGGGUAUGUGGAUAUAAUGGGACGUGGCGUCUUUGAUUUGGAUGGUGGGGAACUCCUUAAGCUCUUACUGCCACACGCUUUUAACGCCGUGGUGAAUUCGCUAUUACAAAGUGGCGUAUGCGGUGAAGCCAAGAAAUUUACGUUGCUGGCACUAAGGAAUGCCGAGGACCGUAACAAAGUCGAGCCUUUGACAAAGAAUAGCGUUUGUUCGAUGUGUAUCCGACGGAACCAACGCAUGGUACCUGGUGCUCGUUUACGUCCGUGUGAUGGAUGUGGCGUCCCUGUUUGUAAGAGAUGCAAGAUUAAAGACAAGCGUAUUCUCUUGGGCACAACACGUCCGAGUCGUAGCGCUGUGUGCUGUAUGACAUGUGUUUAUCAGCUUAAAAACAUCACAGGCGUCCGUCUUGGUGCACCCGAGUUUCUUGUCGAGGCAGAAUACUAUUCGUACCACAUGUGCUCUGAGCACUCUGUAGUAGCUGCAAUUCCAUCCUUACCUUCGUCAGAAUCUUCUGGUUCUAUGGCACAUGAUCGCGAUUCUGAUACGCUUAUUUCGACAACAACAGAUUCUGAGAAACUUGUUCCAUCAGUGGCGAUGACAAACUCUACCCUCGGCGAUAGUUGUGCUAGUUUUGACUUGGGAGUGAGUUUCUCAGACACGCCAAAUGACGGACUCUUUGGAUAUAAAGACGACGAAGAUCUUGACGAGCUUCUUAAGACUUCAGAUUUUUGUGACAUGAGAGAAGAAUUAGAAGCGAGUGUUUCGAGUGACGAUAGCAAUGCUGGUACUUGGACUGACAAUGAUCAUGAAAAUAUCGGCGACUUUGUCGUUACGAGCGAGACAUAUUCCAAACCGAGACCUGUUUCAUUGUUGGAAUGGAUGAAAGAGUUACAAUCAUCUGCUGAUGUAGCAUACAGUACAGCAAAAGCCAAUGAGGAGCUCAUGAAGAAAUCCAUGCGGUAA